Cylicocyclus nassatus is the source of this 216-nucleotide messenger RNA. Lineage: Eukaryota; Metazoa; Nematoda; Chromadorea; Rhabditida; Strongylidae. The record is from the annotation of a GenBank genome assembly.
AUGUUUCUCAAUGCUUCUUCACGAUCUGCCGUGCCUAUCUGCAGAAUCCUGAAACGAUAUGGGAGAAAGAAAUGUGAGGAACAAGUAAAAGGUAUCGAGUUUCACAAGUUUACCCCUGUUACCAGGCAAAGUCUGCAAUACACCUCCAAUCGAAAGACGAAUCUGGAAACCGAUCAUACUUCCCCGAGAAGAAGAAUAAAAGUGAAAAUCUUGUGA